UGGCCAGCGUCGUCUAUAGUCUAUACACGCUCUGACGCGCGCCCGCGGCCUCGCCCUAGCUCGCUUCGCGGCCUCGCGCCCUCCCCUCCGAGUCGCAGGGUCGCACGAGCAGACAAUCACCAACACCCUUUCUGUCUUUCGCUUUCACUGCUCACCAUUUCGCGUCCUUGCCUCGCCCUCUCGCCGUAGCGAGCAGCUCUUUUUCGUCUCCCUCCCUCAUCUGCUACGCACCUUUGCAGAAAGAAAGGCGCCCGGAGGUAGGGGUAGAGGUAGAGCCCGAGAGCCCAACACCUCCACCAGCAGCAAAGCACCACCACCAGAGCCGAGCGCACAAAAGCGCGCGGCCGAGACGCGGGACAAAGCAACGGGCAGCCUGUACUGCCCGCUUCUAGCUGCAGCUACCCUCCAGUCCCAGUUCCAGCCCCGGCCAGGCGCUCGCAAAGUGCGGAGCCGCCCUCUCUUCGAGUCUUCGCUCGUGGUCUCUCUCUCCAGGUCGUGCAGUACGAUCCAUAUCCCGGAGCUCUUGCGCGAGCGACAUGUCCUCGGCGGCGGGCGGUGGAUACGGGGCUGCGGGCGGCGCCGAGCACCAGCACCUGUUGCUGGGGCAGGCCUCGGGGCAGCUCUACCACGUGCCGCAGCACAGCCGCCGCGAGAAGCUGCGGUUCCCGCCCGACCCGGCCGACUCGCCCCCGCCCACUGCCUGGCCGGCGCCUCCACCCUUCUACUCCUACGCGUCCUCGUCGACGUCGUCCUACUCGCCGCAUAGCCCAACGCUGGCGCACACGCAGCUAGUGGCGCACGCGCUACCUGCCGGCGCCGGGGCCCAAAUCCCGAGCCAGAACUUUGCGCUCUCGCUCUCUUCGGCGUCCUCGAACCCUCCGCCCGCGCCGCGGAGGCAGCUCGCCGCGGGGGUAGCCGCUGGGCCGUACGGCCCGUUCACGGGCUACGCGGCCGUCCUCGGGCGGUCCAGGUUCCUGGGCCCCGCGCAGAAGCUACUCGAGGAGAUCUGCGACGUGGGCGGACGGCCCCCGCACCUGGACCGGCGCUCCGACGACGAGGGUAUGCUCGACAUGGACGCGGCGGGGGGCGUGGACCACGAGAUGGACGGCGGUGACUGCGCUACCGCUGAGGCGGUCGCCGUCUCGGGCGCCGAGCAGCAGUGGAGGAAGACAAGGCUCAUCUCCCUCAUGGAUGACGUCUGCAGGCGAUACAAGCAGUACUACCAGCAGCUGCAAUCCGUGAUCUCCUCGUUCGAGACUGUUGCAGGGCUGAGCAACGCGGCCCCCUUCGCUUUCAUGGCUCUUCGGACGAUGUCGAAGCACUUCAAGUGUCUGAAGGGGAUGGUGAUGAGCCAGCUACGGAACACGAGCAAGGUCAUCGCCAACCAUGGGAUUAUUGCCAAGGACGAUAUGGCGAACUUCGCGCUCAUGGGUGGUGGAGCAGGCCUCCUGAGGGGAAACAGCGUGAACGCGUUCAGCCAGCCUCACAACAUUUGGAGGCCUCAAAGAGGGCUUCCUGAGCGUGCAGUGUCUGUUCUUCGCUCAUGGCUGUUUGAGCACUUCUUGCAUCCGUAUCCAACUGAUAGUGACAAGCAGAUGCUGGCUAAACAGACAGGGUUAACAAGGAACCAGGUGUCCAAUUGGUUCAUCAACGCAAGGGUGCGUCUCUGGAAGCCGAUGGUGGAAGAGAUCCACAACCUGGAGAUGCGGCAGCUGCACAAGACCACAUCGGUGGACCAGAAUCAACUCGGCAUGCAGCAGCAGAACCACCACUCGUCGGACGGCAGCGGGAGGCCUUCCUCCGACCCUUCGAACUCCCAGCGGGGCCAAAGCAGCGGCAUGACAAGAAACCUCAGCUCUCGGGCACCACGCCACAUCCAGGACGACGAGCUCUCCCAGAUGCCCCACGACAUGGCAGGACAGGUGAGCUUUGCGUACAGUGGGCUCCCCCCCGCGCACCACGGUCUCGCGCUGUCACACCACCACCACCCCCAGCAAGCGCAAGCUGAGGCGGUUGGUGUUGGCGGCGUGGCCGCCAGCAGCGGCGGCGGCGUUUCCCUCACGCUUGGCCUUCACCAGAACAACAACAACAACAGGGCAUAUAUCGCCGAGCCCCUCCCGGCCGCGCUCCCGCUCAGCCUCCCGCACCGGUUCGGGCUGGAGGACGUGAGCGACGCCUACGUGAUGGGGCCGUUCGGCGGCCAGGACCGCCAUUUCAGCAAGGGGAUCGGUGGUGGGCACAACUUGCUCCAUGACUUUGUCGGUUGAUCAAAUUCGUCCCUGGAAGUGUUUGUCGGCAUGUAUUGUAUUGUUAGGGGUAGUAGGGCAGUGGAAGAGAGACGACCGUUUGGUCCAUCUGCAUCCAAGAACGCUGUCGAUAUUUGCCAACUCGAGGUCUAUAGAGUGGUUGACGACAUACCGUUGAAGAUGUGUUCCAGUUGUAUGUUGUAGAGUUGAACGAACCCUAUCUGUUCUAAUCCCAGCUGGUGUGGCGUUAACACAUGUACCGCUGUUCCGGCCUUCGACAUGCAAGUAUGCAACUGAAGGUGAAGGUUGAAAACUGUGUGGUUAUUAGUUCUUGCUCCAUGUUGAU
This is a messenger RNA of Zea mays, 2592 nucleotides long. NCBI's taxonomy places the organism in Eukaryota, Viridiplantae, Streptophyta, Magnoliopsida, Poales, Poaceae. The record is from RefSeq and is a predicted model, not a curated record.